This is a messenger RNA of Closterium sp. NIES-65, 1774 nucleotides long. Lineage: Eukaryota; Viridiplantae; Streptophyta; Zygnematophyceae; Desmidiales; Closteriaceae. The record is from the annotation of a GenBank genome assembly.
AUUUCCUGCUCAAAAUGCGGCGGCAGGCCGCUUACAGCUGAUGCUGCGGCUGUUGCUGAUCGCCACGGCGCUGUACAUCCCGCAGCUUCGUAUUGCGGAGGCGGCGUGCACCAAAGUGCGGAACGUGCUCGUCGUCGGCGCGGGCAUCUCGGGGGUCUCCGCGGCGCGGCACAUCGCCGUCACCAACGGCGAGUGCUUUAAGGUGACGGUGCUCGAGGCGCGCAACCGCGUUGGCGGGCGCAUGUGGAGCCGCACGGAGCCCUCGCCGGCCCCGGGCGUCGGCAGCGGCGGCGUGAUUCGCGGCGAGAUGGGCGCGCAGUGGAUCCAAUCAGCGACGGGCAACCCCAUCACCGCCAUUGCGCGCCGAUUCAAGCUCAAGAUUGGCGAGCAGAACGGCGAGGAGAUCCAGUACCGCGCGGGCGGGAGCGCGUACACUGCAUUUCAGCUUAAAGUCGCGUCGGCUAAGUACGACUGGGCGCUGAAGCGCGCCAAGCAGAUCGCGAAUAAUCAAGACAACGACAUUUCGAUGGAGAAGGCGUUUCGUGCUGCCGGAAACUUCCUGAACCCGUAUAUUCAGUCUCGCGUGGCGGUGGAUUUCGAGUUUGAGUAUUCGGGCGAGCUGUCAACGGUGUCGUCGUGGUACUACCAGGACGAGGCAUUUGACGGGCCCGAUCUGGUGGUCACCAACGGCUACGAUAACAUCCCCAAGCUGCUCAUGCAGUUCUCAACCCUCACUCUGUACCCACCCACACCUCUCACUACCACUCGCCAUCUCCCCUUGAGGAGGCCCACCAACUCCAGAGCGCAACUACUCAAACCUCUCUGUGGGUGCCUCAAACCUCCUCUCACUCUCCUCCCUUCCUCCUGCCCCAUCUCCCCCUUCAGGAGCGGUGCGGAACACUGGCAAGGAGAGCACCACCAGCGCCACCCACCCUUGCCACCUGCCUCUAAGUCCCCGUGGAUGUUCACUUUCCACCCCAUCCCUCCUCGCUUUUCUCCUCCCUUCCCUGCUCCACCCCCUCUGCAGGAGGCCACCAACGCCGGAGCAAAGCUGGUUCUCAACUUUGAAGUCACAGCUAUCACGCGGCUGAGCUCAGCGGCAGUGCGUAUCACCGGCAAGGACACCGCCACCGGCGCCACCCGCUCCUACUCCGGCGACGCUGCCAUCAUCACCCUCCCCCUCGGUGUUCUCAAGGCAGGAGUUGUCUCCUUCUCUCCCGCGCUCUCCGCGCGAAAGCAAGGCGCUAUAAGGCGCGUCGGGUUUGGGAACGUGAAUAAGGUUUUCUUUUUCUACAACACCACGUUUUGGCCGACCUGGGCGGAUGAAUAUUUUAUCGAGGAUGCGCAGCUUCCGGGAAACCGCGGGCGGUGGGUUGACUGGGUGAAUUUGAAGCGAGCGUGGGGUAUGACGGCUUUGGAGGGUGUUGCGGUGGGUUCGUAUGCGACCCGCAUGGCACAGAUGAGCGAGGCGCAGUGCAUCAGAGAUGCAGCAAACAAGAUUAAAGCCAUGUUUCCAAAGUACAAGACUGCAAAGGCGCACGCGGUGUGGUUGCAGCGGUGGAAUUUGGACCCGUAUGCGCGAGGUGCAUACAGUUAUGGAAGGCUGGGGAUGAAAGGGGAUGGUGACGCUACAGGAGAUUUCAACAUUCUGGCAGAACCGGAGCAAAAUUUCCUAUUUGCAGGGGAGCAUACGAAUGGAGCUUAUAGAGCCAGUGUCCAUGGAGGGUAUUUGUCUGGGAUUCGGGAGGCUAAGAGAGUGCUUAGGUCUUACUAG